Molecule: messenger RNA, 3026 nt
Organism: Ceratina calcarata
Lineage: Eukaryota; Metazoa; Arthropoda; Insecta; Hymenoptera; Apidae
Product: protein fem-1 homolog CG6966
Exons: 8
Coding region: 429-2330 (633 amino acids)
Molecular function (GO): protein binding
Source: RefSeq, a predicted model, not a curated record
GAUCCGAUACAACGUAGUUGGCAGUCUGCGAAAGUGUGAAGCUCAGUUGUUGACGAACCGUCGAAGUAAAAGGUACAGGUAUCGCCAUCUGAUGAUCGUACGGGACGAGCAUUCGCAAAACGGCCGAGACAAGACGUAGGAAAAGAGGAAUCGAUCCGGUGCUUGGAUUGUAUGCGCGAGCGCGUAUCUAACUGUAAAGACUAUUCUCGAGGAAGCAGAAAAACAAUUAGGGCGGUUACCGUUUUCGGCUCUUAUUUUCGUCUGUUUCGCUGCAACAUGAGACAAGCCGUCAGCCAACAAAUUUUGUGAGAAUCGCGAGUGAGAGACAAGGGAUACUCGUCCGACGUGUUCGUUGUGCUUCUGAACAUAGGGACACUCAUAACGUUAAUUGCUGGCCGGAAAACCCUACAAGAGACAGUGUCGUGUUCAUGAGUCGGAUUUUCUAUAUUAUGUAUCAGAGGAUGUGUAAAGAGACGAAUAUCAUGUUCGGUUUCGUACGGGAAGGAAAACUGGCGUGCUUAAAGGAAUUACUGAAACAUCGAGAAAAAGAUGAAGUAGUAAAAUUGGUCGGAUCUACGAGCCAUGGCACGACACCGCUAGUUAUAGCUUGUCGAAACGGACACUACGACGUGGCCGAAUACCUCAUAGAAAAAUGUGGAGCAAAUGUCAAUCAAACUGGUUUAGUGAUGUUCGGUGGUGAAAUGAUCGAAUGCGCUCCACCUUUGUGGUGCGCAGCAGCCGCCGGUUACUUGGAAUUGGUGAAACUGUUAGUGAAAAACGGUGCCGAAAUAAAUGCGACCACUAAAACACAUUCCACGCCGUUACGAGCAGCUUGUUUUGACGGCUACUUCGAUAUCGUCAGAUUUUUGGUAGCUCACGGAGCAGAUAUUGAGCUGACGAACCGUGAGGGACACACAUGUCUAAUGAUAGCAUGUUACAGAGGUCACAUUCAGAUCGUCAAGUUCCUACUUGCCUUGAGAGCAAACGUUAACCGAAAGUCCAUAAAGGGCAUCACGGCACUACACGACUGCGCUGAAAGUGGAUAUCUAGAUGUGGUGAAGGCGCUCAUCGAGCACGGUGCUCGGAUGGACGUGGACUCCUACGGGAUGUCGCCGCUCCUCACGGCAGCAGUAACAGGCCAUAAACACAUCGUCGAGUAUUUCAACAGUGUGCCGAAUUUAGUCACUCGGAAGGAACGCAUUGAUGCUUUAGAACUACUGGGCGCUACGUACGUGGAUAAAAAAAGAGAUAUGAUGGGCGCGCUUGAGUGUUGGAGACAAGCCAUGGACGAGAGAUAUCAGAACGAUCCAGUAAUGCCCAAAUCGCAAACAUCAUCCACGGUCGUCGCUGCCUAUGACUUCGCACGAGAAAUCACCGAACCCGAAGCACUGGACAGUUUAUUAAACGACCCGAAUGAAAUGCGAAUGCAAGCGCUCGUGAUCAGAGAACGAAUAUUGGGACCAGCUCAUCCCGACACUAGUUAUUAUAUCCGGUACAGGGGUGCUGUGUACGCGGACGGUGGAAUGUUCAAUCGUUGCAUCGAACUUUGGAAUUACGCAUUGGACAUACAGCAGUCCAUGCUUGGUCCGCUCGAUCCAAUAACUCAAAGUACAUUCUACAGUUUCACCGAAUUAUUUAAUCUCCUAAUAGUCAGACAAAUAAAUACGGCGCGAAGAAUGUUACCGUUUUACAAAGAAGAACUGCUUCGAGUAUUUAAGAAAGCAGUAUUGGAAGUAAAAUUAGGAAAACAAAUAUUGGAGAAAACACAGUUCCGUGAUUUGAAUAAAAUUCUCGUGACCACUUUGCACCUAGCGAGUUUAUUAACACACGAGAUGCCAGAGGAAGGUACCGUGGAGUAUGAUGCACUGCACCAAGCGCUUUACGAAUUUGUCAAAAUCAAUGCCAAAGGCAAUAUCGAUCGAGAUGUGCUACAAUUGGCUUUCAGCGACAGGAAUACUAUGAUCGGUGAUGGCCCGAAAUCUUCGUCUACUUGCAACUUCCCAUCGCCGAAUUUAAUAAAGGCUUUAAUAAAAGUUGGCGCUGACGUGAACGCACGAGACAGUCACGGAUGUACGGUGUUACACCUCGCGGCUACAUUCUACUGGUCGCCAAAUCUCAUUUCCAUUCUCCUCGACGCUGGUGCUCACAUCGACACUGUCGAUAAAUCCGGCUCCACGCUGGAGACGUUAUUACUGAAUAAGUCCACGUACGACUCGGUGUAUCCUGUGAGAUACACGACGCUCACUUGCUUAGCAGCUAGGGUAGUAAAGAAAAUUUAUAACAUUGAAGACGUACCGAAGCAUCUUCAAUCAUUCGUUCAAUUGCAUUAGAUUGUCAAUGUUUAAUUUAGUUUUAAUUAUAUUUUCGACGCUAUAAAGAAAUAAAAACAAUUCUCUGAUAAGCAUUUUGAUAUAAAGUGGAACAAAGUAAUAAAAAAUACUUUAUUUAUUUUAUAUUGCAAAAAGUAAAGAAAAGUGAAGUUCUUGAUUAUAAAAUUUUUGUUUUCAAUACAAGUAUAUGCGUUUUGCUGUUUUUCAUUGAAAUAUCCUUCAGGUGUAUUACUUAAAGACACUACUUACUCGUAAGUUUCGAGAUUACGUUCAUAAUUAUAUACAUUAUCCUAUAAUCUUUAAAUUUAUUUAAAAUGUGAUAAAUAUACAUAGAUUACAAAUAAUUACAUGUACAUACUUAAGGAUUAUACGUAUAGGCGUGGUGUUCUAGUAAGGUGCUUUUUUUGACGAAUGGACGAACGCCGCACUUUACACUUCAGGUAGCACAAUUAUACUCCAUGAUAGCGUUUAUAGUUUCAUUGCAAUCUUGACAUAACUUAAGAAUUUUGUAUGUUACGAACCCGUUUACGUUUGCAAUAUAAUUUAACGUUUACUCACAUACACACUUUCGCCAUUUUUACACAAACACUACGACGGUAAUUCGCAACAAAAAAGGUAUCUUACAUGCGAAGUCACCAGAAUAAACUGUUUUAUAAUGUGAAGACUGUGGAAAUACAGGUGUGAUAAUUAAUAUAA